This is a messenger RNA of Perkinsus marinus ATCC 50983, 428 nucleotides long. RefSeq lists its product as hypothetical. The annotation marks the transcript as partial. The transcript has a single exon. Lineage: Eukaryota; Perkinsozoa; Perkinsida; Perkinsidae. The record is from RefSeq and is a predicted model, not a curated record.
AUGAGUACAUCCUACUCCUUCACGGACCUUCUCAGACAGCAGACUAUCUCUGUGUCGCCAGAAAAAGAGCUCAUCACUAAUGAUUGUGGGAAGAGCCAAUCUGGCGAGAAAUAUCGGAAAGACAACUUGGACGGGGUGGUGGAAGAUCUCGAUGCCAACAUGACGAGCGAGGAGAUAUCAGAAGAUGGGGAACCUGCUAGGCGCCCACUCUCUAUCAUGAGUAUCGCUAUAUGCAAGGAAGCAAUGGAGAUCCUCGCUCCCAUACACUAUUUGAUAUGCUUUGUUGUCCUACGUUCCGUGAACCCGAAGCUCCAUGACACCUUCUGGGAUAUGACUGACGAGGAGUUUAUGCGUGGUAUUCGGAGAUUGUUGGUCGAUAUCGUGGCUGAAGUUGGUGUUUUCAUGCUACUCGUAGUCGCCAUGAAGCG